Messenger RNA from Danaus chrysippus (African queen), 591 nucleotides. The record is from the annotation of a GenBank genome assembly. NCBI's taxonomy places the organism in Eukaryota, Metazoa, Arthropoda, Insecta, Lepidoptera, Nymphalidae.
AUGGAACAUAAAGAUUUAAGAGUACUACCAUUACACAAAUUUCCACAAUAUUUAAAACCAUGCUGUGACUUAAUUAACGAAGAAUGGCCUCGUAGCGAAACGGCUAGGAUGAUGUCUCUACAAGCUUCGUGUGACCAUUUACCGACAAGUUUAAUUUUAAUAAAUGAUCAAAGACACAUCCUGGGACAUUGUAAGCUUUCACGGAUACCAAGAAUACCAGACAGCUGUUUCCUGGAAUCAGUCGUGAUAAGGAAAUCUAUGCGAGGGAAAAAACUAGGAACAUAUCUCAUGGGACAAGUAGAAAACUACUGCAAGCAUGUUUUGAGAUUAAAAAUGGUAUAUCUGUCUACUAGAGGCCAAGAGGAUUUUUAUAGUAAAUUAGGAUACGAAAUAUGUGAACCGAUCAGUAUUUAUGGAGGGAGUACAGUUAGUUACAAGACUCCGAUCGCCAAAAAUAAAAGUCUGCCUCCGAAGGUCAUAAACAAUUCCAAGGACACCUCUAUCCCCCCACCCCCACCGAUGCCAGUACCUCAGAACAUUAAUACCGCCGUUAAAAGUAAUAUGACAUACAUGUCCAAAAAAUUAAGCUGA